AUGGCGGUGAUGAUGGUGGUGAAUGUUAUGGUGGUGGCGAUGAUGGUGUUGAUGGUGUUUGUGAUGGUGGUGGUGAUGGUAGUGGUAAUAGUUGUGACGGUGGUGGUGAUGGUUGUGAUGUUGAUUGUGAUAGUGGUUACGGUGGUGGUAAUGGUGUUGGUGUUGAUUGUGGUGUUGUUGUGGUGUCAUAAUGGUGAUGGUUAUGAUGGUGUUUGUGGUGACGGUGGUGGUGGAGGUAGUGAUGGAGGUGGUGAUGUUGGUGGUGAAGGUGAUGGCGGUAGUGAUUAUCAUGGUGGUGGUGAUGGUGGUUAUGAUGGUGUUGGUGAUGGUAGAGAUGGUUUAAGGGAUUGUGGUGGUGAUGAUGGUGUUGAAGGGGGCGAUGGUGGUGCUGAUCGUGGUGAUGGUGAUUGA
Dreissena polymorpha is the source of this 411-nucleotide messenger RNA. RefSeq lists its product as uncharacterized. The transcript has 2 exons. The record is from RefSeq and is a predicted model, not a curated record. The coding region runs from base 1 to 411 and encodes 136 amino acids. Lineage: Eukaryota; Metazoa; Mollusca; Bivalvia; Myida; Dreissenidae.